This is a messenger RNA of Jaculus jaculus (lesser Egyptian jerboa), 3620 nucleotides long. It is a transcript of the gene Znf219, whose product is annotated as zinc finger protein 219. Gene Ontology annotation, cellular component: nucleus. Gene Ontology annotation, molecular function: DNA-binding transcription factor activity, RNA polymerase II-specific; RNA polymerase II cis-regulatory region sequence-specific DNA binding. The record is from RefSeq and is a predicted model, not a curated record. Bases 1014 to 3164 code for a protein of 716 amino acids. The transcript is spliced from 5 exons. NCBI's taxonomy places the organism in Eukaryota, Metazoa, Chordata, Mammalia, Rodentia, Dipodidae. Gene Ontology annotation, biological process: regulation of DNA-templated transcription.
CCCAGUAGAGGGCUUAGUUGAAGGAUCCAUAGAUAAGAAAGGGUGCCUGAAUUUGGAGCUACAGAAAUAGACAUAGUAUAAGUGAUGAUAGUGGUUGUAUAAUGACCUUUAGACAAGGACAUUUUGUUAAUUAAUCUCCUGUUAAUACUCCCAGAGCUUAGAUUUUGCAUGUAACAGGUAUUUGCCUCCUUCAUGGAGUCUUACUGUAUCACUAAAUGUUGAAAAUUAAAGAAGCUUUGGCCCAUCAGAGCCUUUUCUUUGCUGAUGAGCAGAGCUGACUCCUGGCCCAGUUCUCAGUAACAAUUUGUAGGCAAAGAAAUACUUGAGUUAUUUCCUUUUUCAGCAACCCAUUUCAUUUUCUUAGUGCCUACUGUAAGGAAGUUCUUUAUAUAUCAAGUAUUCUUACGUUAAAAAAAAAAAAAAAGAAACUAGGCCCAAAUUCAUCUAGCCAGGACCUGAUUUAAUUCUAUGUAGAAGCAGGAAGGUGGGGAUUGGAUGACUUCUGGCUAUUCUCUGAGGCCUACUUCAUAAAUUUUAAUUCUGGGGUUGCUGCUAAGUACUAAAGCUAACUCCCUCAGUUGUGAAGUAUCAGGACUACCUUCCUUUGCCAUCCUCUUCCUUUCAGCACGUUUCAGGCCUAGGGAAAUGUAGCUGGAGAAGUUUAACCCCUUCUUGCUCAGAGUAUGUGUGGUGCCUCAAUCUGUGCAGAUGGCCAGGCCCCGCCCCCUGUCCCUCUCUCCAGCCUCUUGAGCUCAGAGCCAGUGUAAUCCUCCUCUUGUGUGAGGAAGCCUCUCCCCUGCAGAGAGAAGGAAAACCUGCUUCGGAACAGCCCUGGACAAAGGGGCUGAGAUGCCCCGUCAAACCUCAGGCUCCAAGGUUUGAAACAGGAUGAAACCUAGGCGGUAUUGCAGUUUUUAAUUCCUUCCCCAGCUCUUCAGCACUUGUUGCCUUAGUUAGCGGCUUUUCCUCCUCUUCCCUGCAUUUCUCAGAACCAAAGAAUGUGAAGGGAGUCCAUGGAGGGCUCACGUCCUCGCGUCGCUGGUGGCCACUUAGCGCCAUCCCCACCUGCAUUUGACGGCGAGCUGGAUCUGCAACGCUACUCCAACGGACCAGGCGUGAGCGCAGGGUCGCCUGGGAUGGGAGCUGUAGGAUGGUCUGAGAGUCGUGGAGGCGAACGGCGCUUCCCCUGCCCCGUGUGCGGGAAGCGCUUCCGCUUCAAUUCCAUCCUGGCUCUGCAUCUGCGAGCCCACCCAGGCGCCCAGGCCUUCCAGUGCCCACACUGCGGCCACCGCGCCGCACAGCGGGCUCUGCUGCGCUCACAUCUCCGAACACACCAACCUGAGCGCCCGCGCAGCCCUGCUGCACGCCUGUUGCUAGAGCUGGAGGAGCGAGCUCUACUGCGUGAAGCUCAGCUGGGGAGAACCCGAAGCUCAGGGGGCAUGCAGGCCACCUCUGCUGCCGAGGGCCCCACGCAGCCCCAGGUUCCUUCAGUUCCCUCAUCUGCCUUCCGUUGCCCCUUCUGCAAAGGCAAGUUUCGAACCUCGGCAGAGCGAGAACGCCACCUGCACAUCCUACACAGACCCUGGAAGUGCAGCCUCUGCAGUUUCGGUUCCAGCCAGGAGGAGGAGCUGCUGCAUCAUAGUCUGACGGCCCACGGGGCUCCCGAGCGCCCCUUGGCGGCCACUUCUGCUGCACCACAGCCCCAGCUUCCUCCCCAGCCAAAACCCAGAUCUGCCUCUGAGCCUGGCCCAGAACCUGAACCCGUGGCAACCCCUGCCCCUACUCCUCCGGAGGAGACUCCUGCUCCUCCAGAGUUCCGCUGCCAAGUGUGCGGCCAGAGCUUUACACAGUCCUGGUUCCUCAAGGGCCACAUGCGCAAGCAUAAGGCCUCCUUUGAUCAUGCCUGUCCUGUAUGUGGCCGCUGCUUCAAGGAGCCGUGGUUCCUUAAAAACCACAUGAAGGUGCACACUAGCAAGCUGGGUCCUUUGCGUGCCCCGGGACCCGGCUCUGUCCCUGCCAGGGCCCCUCAGCCUCCUGACCUGAGCCUGCUGGCCUAUGAGCCCCUGGGCCCCGCUCUUCUCCUGGCCCCAGCACCCACGCCAGCUGAGCGCCGUGAGCCCCCGAGCCUCUUAGGCUACCUGAGCAUACGAGCUGGGGAAGCACGUCCCAAUGGCGAGGGUGCUGAUCCUGGGGCUGGCCGCAGCUUUGGAGGAUUCCGCCCUCUGCCUUCUCUCCCAGCCCGGGGCCGGCGGCAUUGUGCAGAGGAACCAGAGGAGGAAGAGGAGGUGGUGGAGACAGAGGAGGAGAGCUGGGCUCGGGGCAGGUCACUGGGACCUCUGGCUUCCCAGCAUCCUCGCCCAGGCGAGGGGCCAGGGCAUUCUACACCUGCCGUGGGGGCCCAGGCAAGAUCUACAACCACACAAGAGGAAAAUGGGAUGCUGGUUGGAGGGACCCGACCUGAAGGGGGCCGUGGGGCCACUGGCAAGGACUGCCCCUUCUGUGGAAAAUCUUUCCGCUCAGCACAUCACCUCAAAGUGCACCUGCGCGUACACACAGGUGAGCGCCCGUACAAGUGUCCACACUGUGACUAUGCGGGCACCCAGUCCGGCUCGCUUAAGUAUCAUCUGCAGCGUCACCACCGGGAACAGAGGACCGGUGCAGGCCCCGGGCCUCCCCCAGAGCCGCCACCCCCUUCCCAGAGAGGUUCAAACCCAUCAUCAGGAGCUAAGCCAGCUCAGCAGUCUGGCACAUGGGUAGAGGGCACUGCAAGCUCCCGGCCACCUCCUAGUGGUGCUGGGCCAGGGUCUCGUCGGAAGCCUGCAAGUCCAGGGAGGACCCUGCGCAAUGGGCGGGGGGGAGAGGCUGAACCCCUGGACCUGUCCCUGAGGGCAGGGCCGGGAGGUGAAGCUGGGUCAGGGGGUGCCCUCCAUCGCUGCCUCUUUUGCCCCUUUGCCACUGGAGCACCUGAGCUCAUGGCCUUGCACCUGCAAGUGCACCACAGCCGCCGGGCUCGAGGCCGCCGGCAGCCACGAGCUGAUGCAUCACCGCCCUACGCCCGAGCACCAUCAGGCGAGACCCCUCCUAGUCCUCUGCUGGAAGAGGACGGCAGCCCUGGGUUGUCUAGAUCCUCUGGAGAGGCAGGUCUGGGGGGGCAAGAACGAUAGGGAGCCCUUUUAGGGUUGAUUAGCAUAGUGAGCUUAACCUGCAGGAGCGGGGAGUGCUAGAGGUAGUUGGGUAGAGCAGCCAGCAGGGGGCAGCGUGGGACCCAUAUCCCAGCCCCAGGAGGACCAGAGGUGGAAGGGGCAGCGGGCAAUAGAGGGUGGGCAGGAGAUAACCACCCAGCCCAGGGGAGUCUCAGUGCCUUAGAAGUGGCAGAGGUGAGGGUCAAAGAACGGAGUCCUAGGGCUGGCAGAGGGUGUGUUCCUGCUAAGGAGCUGCUCUGCCAGUUUUUGCUGGUCCAUAGGUGUGAGAGUUUAUUUUUGUACAAGGGGUGGGGGUGGGGGGCACUGUACCCUUCUAGCCCCGACAGGGGCCCUGUAGACGUUGCUAUUUUUGGUACGAUUCCUGUCAUUCCUGUUGCAGAGUUGUGUCCCCAAUAAACAGGUGUCUUGAGGCACAGG